GCCGGUAACAAAAUUGUCCAAACCGGACCCCGCAACUUGACCCCGCCGCAACUUCUUCAACGUCUCCGAUAUUCCUCUACAGCCAUUCAAUACAAGGCCACAUUCAGAGGUAAAAGAGGAAAAAUAGAAAGAAAGAAUAGCCAUGACAAGCUUGGACUCCAUUUUAGCAGGCAAAUAUCCUGCCAAAGCCCAUGCCCGCCGGGUUGCUGAGCGCCUUGAAGCGUGCGGCCAUGGCCGGCAUGGGAUUAUCUAUCUCGAAGCGCAGAAAACUCGACUGAUAGAAGACAAUGAUGAGGCGAUGCCCUUCAGACAACGCCGCCCCUUUUUCUAUUUGUCAGGGUGCCCGUUGCCAGAUUCAUACCUGAUUUACAAUAUUGGGGCUGAUAAAUUGACAUUAUUCAUCCCACCAAUUGACCCUGAAGACGUGAUUUGGUCGGGUCUCCCUAUGUCUGUUACAGAGGCACUGCGACUCUAUGACGUCGACCAAGUGCUGCACACGCCCGAGGUGAAUGCUACUUUGGCCGCCAUCGCCUCGGAUGGUGAGGGUAAAUCGGUUGCCUUCGCAAUCGAGGGCCAAAUUUCGGAAGGAACCAAGUUCCAUGGAUUUCUUAAAACCAAUACUUCGGUAUUAAAGGGGGUCAUUGAAGACACGCGUGUGGUCAAGGAUAUGUAUGAGGUUGCGCUAUUGAGGAAGGCGAAUGACAUUUCUGCAAAGGCACAUAUCGCAGCUAUUAAAGCAUCCAAGGCCGCCACUAAUGAGCGCGAGAUUGAGGCCGCUUUUAUCGCAACGUGUAUUGCCAACGGCGGUCGUGACCAGGCUUAUCACCCUAUCGUUGCAUGCGGUCAGAAUGGGGCCACCCUCCACUACGGAAGGAAUGAUGACGGACUGGCUGACCCAGUCACUAAGCAGAGGAAAUCAAGUGUCCUCAUCGAUGCCGGGGCGGAGUAUCGCACAUAUUGCGCUGAUAUCACUCGAGUUUUCCCUUUGGGUGGUAAAUUCACCUUGGAGUCACAGCAGAUUUACAACAUUGUUCUGCAGAUGCAGACGGAGACUAUUGCAAUGUUGAAAGAAGGUGUACAAUGGGAGGAUGUACAUGCACAUGCCCAUCGUGUUGCAAUCAAGGGCUUGCUCGGACUAGGGAUCCUUCGUGGCUCUGAAGACGAAUUGUUCGACAAGAGAAUUAGCGUGGCUUUCUUUCCUCAUGGUCUUGGGCACUAUCUGGGAAUGGACACUCAUGACACUGGAGGUAACCCGAAUUAUGCUGACAAGGACACUAUGUUCAAGUAUCUCCGCGUGAGGGGCCGUUUACCUGCGGGAUCAGUUAUCACAGUAGAGCCGGGCAUCUACUUUUGCCGCUUCAUUAUCGCACCGUUCCUAGAGUCUCCUGAAACGAACAAGUAUAUCGAUACCGAAGUUCUGGAGAAAUACUGGAGUGUCGGCGGUGUACGCAUCGAAGAUAAUGUUCACGUCACUCAGCAUGGCUAUGAAAAUUUGACAACUGCACCGAAGGCUAUAGAAGAAGUGGAAGUUCUAGCCUCUUAGUUGUUGACCUUUGUAUCCAAGGUCUGAGGUUAUAGGAGUUCUUGCCCCAAGGGAUGCAAUGCAUGUAAUGUCCUAUGCAACGUUACUUUCAACCACGUCCCAUCAAAACGACACAUGCAUCUUGCUACUGAAGUCUAGUAAGAGUUGUCCUAGAACAGUAGCUUAAAGCCGAAUAAACCGCACAAAAUAUUACCCGAAGUGAGAG
Messenger RNA from Aspergillus ibericus CBS 121593, 1748 nucleotides. RefSeq names its product aminopeptidase P family protein. The transcript is spliced from 3 exons. The record is from RefSeq and is a predicted model, not a curated record. Gene Ontology annotation, molecular function: manganese ion binding; metalloaminopeptidase activity. Lineage: Eukaryota; Fungi; Ascomycota; Eurotiomycetes; Eurotiales; Aspergillaceae. The coding region runs from base 143 to 1543 and encodes 466 amino acids.